This is a messenger RNA of Cryptotermes secundus, 3970 nucleotides long. RefSeq lists its product as uncharacterized. Bases 53 to 1882 code for a protein of 609 amino acids. Gene Ontology annotation, molecular function: DNA binding. NCBI's taxonomy places the organism in Eukaryota, Metazoa, Arthropoda, Insecta, Blattodea, Kalotermitidae. Gene Ontology annotation, biological process: 5S class rRNA transcription by RNA polymerase III; transcription initiation at RNA polymerase III promoter. Gene Ontology annotation, cellular component: transcription factor TFIIIC complex. The record is from RefSeq and is a predicted model, not a curated record. The transcript has 7 exons.
CAAUCUGACAUGUGACUUUCAGAGAUACCGUGACAUUCUAAGGUCAUGUAAGAUGGGAAAAGAACUUCUCUUCAAGAAACCGUACGUAGAUCAAGGGGAAGAAGAAAAUCCGCUGGGCAAGGAAGGACACUUGCCAUCAGGAUCAACGGAUAUGAAUGCCGAUCCAGAGGAUGGUGACCCAGAUGAUUUUGAGUUGGAUGGAAUGGUGGAUCUGGAACAGCCAUGUAAUGUGAAUCAGCAGACUGCCAUCGCACGGGCAGCAACAAGAAUAGCCCUUUACAUGAUGCGGGAAGAACUUGGAGACCCUGUGUUAGGCGAGAAACAACAUACACAUGCUCAUGAUUUCUUUGUUGUAAACUCAUGCAAAGUUUAUUGUAAGGUGAAACAGCCUCCUUUCAGUAGUUUAUAUGUAAAUGGUAGACAAGACACAUUAAAAUUAACGAGCUGUGUAUCUAAUAAUACUGCAAGCGAUCCAGGCCACAUGAAUAUGGAAGUGAAUCAGAGCAACACAUCCAGUGGAGUGUGGUCUGAUGAGGGGUGCAGAGGGAGUCAAAAUGGACAUACUGUGGAACAGUGCGAUAAACAUGUGUUAAGUGGACCAGCACUUGAAAGCAAACAGGAACAAAGUAUGGCAAACAUAAGCCAAAGUGGAAUCAGUUCUCCAAACAAUGAGAUCUACAAGAAUGAAGGAGCAGAAGCUAUGAACAUUGAUCAGACCGAUCAGGAUGACUCAGAUACUGUGUGUAAUAAUCAGGUGAAACAUAUUGAAGGGGAACAUGCAAUGAAAGGAGGCAAUGAAAGUAGUCAAGAUUUAUUGAAGUGUGUUUCAGAUCAUAACCAAGGUUUUCAAAGUGAAAUAAAAUACACUGACAGAGAUAUGGAUGCUCCUGUUGCUUCAUCAAGCAAGGCUGAAGAGCCGCCUGUACAUGACAUUUUGUUGCCCAUUACAUGCAAAGAAGCAAUGAACAUACUGGAAGAAAUCAAUCGCAAUCUCUUGGUGUCCGAUGAACAUGUAACAGAGGAGGAAGUGAACAGAGUAUUCAUUCUGUCUGGAGCAACAGAUGGAGACUGGAAGAAGGCUAAAGACAUUCUGGCCUUUGUUAUGGAGAAGAAAGAGAUUGGAGCUACAAUAAAGGAGAUAAGGAAGAAUUUCAGAAAGCCCAAAUCUCCGAUGUCACUGGCUGAGGUCCUAGCAUUAUUGACCAAGUCCAGGUCAUUGUAUCGUUCAGGUGUGACAACUGUGCAUUACAUAUAUCAUAUGUUCAUGAAACCUUGGCUGGUCCAUUCGUACAAACUGUUGCGACUGGAACGUGAGAAACAGCAGCCUCCACCACAACAAGCUGUAAUGAACGUGGCUGUUCAGGACAACCAUGAAAGUUCUGAGAACACACAUGAAAGGAUACGUGCCUGGAGGCGUCGGAAAUUGCUUGCUGCUUCUCGGGAAGUGGAACGAGCUGUGCAGACCGUACAGUUAAGUGGAUCAGAGAAGAUACACGUAGCAAUCAGACCAUGGGUCCGAGUGGAUGGAUCUCUCAACAGGCGAGUUCUUGACCGCAUGCUGGGGUCAGUUCUAGGUCAUUCCAUGAACACACCUGGAGUCUCAAUCAAAGAUAUAGCUGACCACUUUAGUCCAGCACUGCAGCCCUACCAAGUCAGGGAACUAACUGAGAUGUUGCAAAUGCUGGGAUGUGUGAAACUGUUAGUGGUGAAGAAAUCAUGUAGGACAACUCUCUUCUCAAAACCAUCCACCGUGAAUUUAAGCCCUGCAGAUGGGACAGAAGAUGAAGCAAAAAUUGUCAUAGAGCCACAACCAGAUGCAGUUCUGAGGCUGGGCCAGUUCAUUGGUGACAAAACCUAUCUCCGUGAUUUUCUUAGUUUAUAAGUACAAGGUGAGUGUUCCAGAAAUUAUGAAUGAAGCCAAAACUAAUAUAAACAACACAAACAGUUUGAGAAUGACUGGAAUUUUGUGCAUCCCUCUGUAUGUGGGUGAAGCAGUACUUCUGGCUCUCAGUUGCUCCAGUUACAAGUGUCACAAAUAUCUAUAUAUGAUGAGUAUUUAUGUAAACUGCUUCAGUAAAGUCCAGUAAUCUCUUCCAUUGCAGCAACGUAAGAGAGUAUAAAUGCAGUUCUUGUUGGGUGAAUCUGGUUUCUAUUGUUGAUGCUUAUAUUCCUGUCUGCUCUCUGUUCCAUUUGCUGUGCUCAGUGAAAAACAGGUUCCUGUGAGCAUAAUUUUUUUUUCUUUUCUGCAGUAGUAAUUGGUUUGUUAUUUAACAAUGCUGCUGUCAGCAUCCUGACUAUAUAAUGUUUGAUGACAGGAUGACUAAUGAAUGUAGAGCAGUUGGUGGAAUGAAAAUUGGCAGGGUAAACUGAGGUACUAUGCCCUUUGUUUAUCCAAUAUUAUUUGCUGUGUACCAUUUUUAAUUCAGUUCCUAAUGCAAAACAAGAUCUUUUACAUUCUUAUUACACAUUUCUUAAUGAACUUUGUGAUAUGGUGUCACAAAUGCUCUUUACAAAUAUCAUUGAUGAAAGUACAAACAUUUGCAUUGGUUCUGUCAUAAUAUUAUUCUCAUGUCCUCCAGCAAUUCAAUUACUCCUGUAUCACAUGAAUGAAUAUCAACUCUGUCAAAGCUUAAAGAAGAGGUGCAUUCACUACUUGAAAAUUUUAGCUAUAACCUCUGCUAAGGGCUCUUUAAUUUCAUGUUAAAAAUUAAUUAAUGCCAUAUUGAAAAUAUAAUAGAAUUACUCUUAUACGAAUUUGACAUCCAAUCACAAUUUUGUAGAUAAUUUUCGUGUAGCCCCAUUGCCCAUAACAGCUACAAACCCAACAUGUGUUGCUGCUUAGAUAGAUCUGAUAUUGGUCAACAUACAGGAUUUAGAAUGAAAUUAUUAAAUUGUAAAAGAAAGUACUUUUAGGGCUACGUUCUAUUAACUGCAUAUUGGAAGCAUAGCGCCAACAGUAGAAUGUCCAGUAUAUGAGACUGUAAUAUGGAUGUGAAUGGAAACCAGGUACUAGGUUGCUUCUGGUGGUCAGUUUGUGCCUCAGUUGAAUGUUAAACUGAUCGUUGUUAAAAUAUAUAUAUAUACACGCACACAAAGAAUUUGAAAUAUAUACUGCUUGAUGCCUCAUCUCGUUUUGAGUUUUAAGGCACUGGUAACAUACAUACAAGCUGAGAGUAUAUUAGUCUCUUUGCUUCUGAUGCCUCUGUUAACACUUCUCACCAAAAUGCGAGACGCCAUAACCAUCAAAACACACCACCCUUUUUUGCAUGCCUUUUGAGCAUAAACACAGAGUCGAAAUAUAGUACUUAUUUUUAAGGCACUGUGCGUUGCCUUUGGGGUACACAUCAGAAUGAGUCUUACAUACACAUAUGAGAACAUAAUUUUUUUUUAAAACAUGACCUCAGCAUGAACUCCAAAAAUUGCCAGUAUUCUAAUGUAAGCCAUAUCGCACAUAUUAUCAGAAAUUAAAUGCUUCAUUAUCACAUGAAUUUUCCAUUCUUUAACUCUUAAUGUAAUGGCGCAAUGCUCUCAGAUCAGGGCAGUCUCACACAUUCACUCUGAAGUCUAUGACGUUUCCAGACUGACAAGCUAUGGCAAUGAAUGCCUGACAGCUUCCUGAGACCAUCCAAAACAUUUUUAUUUAAUGCGUCAGUAGCAAUAAUCAUUUCUUACCCUAGAAUUGUGUCCUGCAGCUGUUUAGCAAAAUGAGUUGCUUCCAGAGUUUGCCCGAAAGGCAAGCGUGCCUUCAGAGAAGUGACUGAAGUAAGGCUUGAAAGGCUGUCAAGUCUAACAAUGGAUAUUUCAUGGUAAUGAUUUUCUGUUUCAUUAAAAAUAUUAGUAAAACAUUCCUGAGAAUUAAGUACCAUGAAAUAGUAUUUGUUGUGUAUUUUCUUAUGGUUCAUCAUAUAAAAAAAUAUGUACAUAAGAUAAAUAUGUAUACUAGUAAUAAAUAUAAAACUUUUGUCUGAAA